Hippocampus comes (tiger tail seahorse) is the source of this 4044-nucleotide messenger RNA. RefSeq names its product AMMECR nuclear protein 1 (gene ammecr1). The record is from RefSeq and is a predicted model, not a curated record. Bases 978 to 1991 code for a protein of 337 amino acids. Lineage: Eukaryota; Metazoa; Chordata; Actinopteri; Syngnathiformes; Syngnathidae. The transcript has 6 exons.
GCCCCCCAAAAAAGAAUGCGCACUCUGCGUACCGAGGGGACGCAACCUAUUUUCCUGAAUCCGGUUCCGUCGUGCCAGCGACACCGACGCCUGUGCCCACAGACCGAUCACAGGGGCUCUCUUUACCCGAACGGUACCGAAUGGUCGCAGUCGAGAGACGGGUGCGCAGCGAGGAUUUCGAACGGCUCAAGGACGAGAAUGUGCUUCGUUAUGUACCCACUUAAACGGAUGACAGCCUUUAGAGAAACCUUUAGCGCAAACUUUCCGCUCGGCGUUUGACGCGGAUGUGUUAUUGGGGGUUCUGUUGAGUCAGGUCCAAGAGCAGACCGUGAUGCAGGUGCAAACUGAGCGCUAAUGUUCCUGAAAUGUCUUGCUCUGCGCCGACGCGGUCCAUUGUGCCAUGGCAGCCCCGCAUUGACAGAUGCCAUUUUAGUCUGCGUGGUCACAGCGUCUGGAAUCCCAGCGAAGUAUUGUGUAAUUAGAAGUUGUCCAGGCAGUAGCAAACAAGCUGGCGGAAUAGGAAUGAGCGUCCACGACACUGUGCGCAAUCGGUGCUGAAGCUUUAUGGGUACGGCGUACAUGAGCUCCAGGCUUCCAGUUGAAGAGGUUUGCUGUGGGGCUCCGCUGCCUGUCGGCUUGACAUCUGGACCGCCCGGCUGCUGUCAAACGCGGCCUAAACUUACAUGCUUGUUGACAACGGACUUGACAGCCUCGGAGGGUGUCGUGUUGACUGUAUUGCUUUGGCUCGAAGCAAACCGAUAUGGAAAAAAUGGUUGCGUUCGCUUUGUAAAGUCGCGCUUAGUUAAAGCAGCGCUAGGGUGACACUGCAGUCUUUCUCACCACAUCGCCCAUUUCGACGUUCGACUUAAAAAAACUCAGCGUGACAGUGGAGUAGGGAAUCGUCCGCCAUACGUAUCAACGCAGUGGGAUUUGUACGUGUGGUCGGCGUCCCCCCCACCCUUCCCGCGGUGACGGUUAUGGGUCGGAAGCGGUGUGUAGGUGCAGAUUGUUCCAAGAUGGCGGCCGGGUGCUGCGGGGUGAAGAAGCAGAAACUGUCGGGAUCGCCCGGGUCGGGGGGUCCCGGCGGGGUGGGGGCGGGAAGCGGGGUGGCAGGAACCGGACAUUGUGGAUCGGAGUUGGGGAUUGGCUCCUCGGCGACUGUUGCAGGAGCGCCGAACGUGAGCAGGGCGAACGGCCUGGGGGGACCCGGGGGUAACGUUAGCGGCGGCGGUAGUAAUAGUGUUAGCGGCGGCACAAGCGCCCUGUCGACUCUGUCGCCAGCCCCGGCCGGUUACACCUCAUCCGGUCUCAGUCCGAAUCUUAGCCCAGGACCUGGAUCGGGAAGUGGAGGCAGAAAAAUGGUCGUUUCGGCGGAGAUGUGCUGCUUCUGCUUUGACGUGCUUUAUUGCCAUCUGUACGGAUACCAACCUCCAAGAACACCCAGGUUUACAAACGAUCCCUACCCGCUGUUUGUCACAUGGAAAAUAGGCAGAGACAAGCGGUUGAGGGGUUGUAUAGGUACAUUUUCUGCCAUGAAUCUGCACUCAGGACUCAGGGAGUACACCCUUACCAGUGCCCUUAAAGACAGCCGCUUCCCCCCCAUGACAAGGGAUGAGCUGCCUCGCCUCUUCUGCUCAGUGUCACUUCUCACCAACUUUGAAGACGUCGGUGAUUACCUUGACUGGGAGGUGGGUGUUCACGGUAUUAGGAUAGAGUUUUUCAAUGAGAAAGGAUCAAAGCGCACCGCCACCUACCUGCCAGAGGUUGCAAAGGAGCAAGGUUGGGACCACAUUCAAACCAUAGAUUCCUUACUACGAAAGGGAGGUUACAAAGCUCCCAUCACAAAUGAUUUCAGGAAGACCAUUAAGUUAACCAGGUACCGUAGCGAGAAGAUGACAAUGGGCUAUGCGGAAUACAUAGCCCACCGCCAACAUCAUCAUUACCAGAAUGGCAUCGGGCACCCUCUUCCACCCUACAACCAUUAUUCCUGACAGCGAGCCGCAUGACCAAUCAUUGGACCUCUCCGCAGACCUUUUCCCAGGAGAGCCCGCCCCCUCCUGGUCUAGCUAUUUCUACUACUGUACCAUUUUAUGAUGAUAGUUUCCGUUGCCAUGCUGGCUGUCUCCCAAGACGUCGACCUGGCAACGGUCUGCUACAAAGCAUCAAUUGAUUACGGCAAGAAAAAUCAGCUCCUUUUGUUGUUUUUCUUGCCCUGUGGUUUUUGCAGCAUACAAAGGCCCUUCAUUUGUAUUCUUAACAUUAUAACCUUGAUUAUCAUGUCUGCUCAGCAAACCUAAAUAGGUGUUUGAUUCUGUGGAUGGAAGGACGUCUCUUUCAGUGGAUUAACCCUGCUUAUGAAAUUGUUCGGGCUUUGCGAGUAUUUUACAUUUAAUCUUUUCUUUUCCUAACUUUAUACCAAUCAUGUAGCAGGGGCAAUUAUUAUUCUCAACGGCUGUGUUGUCUUUACUUUGAUCCCUCUCAAAAAAAAAAAAAAAAAAAAGGGACGGGGGGGCAAAAGACUGAUGCUGAGGUUGUGUUGGCUUUGUAGACUGGCAGUUUAGUCAAGAAAUGAUGCUUUGGCCUGUUUAUAUGCCAAAUGCGUCAACUACAGGACAUGAUAGUGAUGCCCUCUGAGUAACGUUUGGGCUGCAUUCAUUGCUUAAGCUCUCAGUUUUUGUUUAUGGAUUUGUGCGUGGAUAUCGACAUUGAUUUUUAGCCCCCCGAAGUGAAGAAACAGUGAAGUGAAUUAGGUAUUGGAUUUCAAAUUGUUAUUCGGUAGUUUGAGGUUGACCUCCCCAUCACUGUACAUAUAUUUUGUGGUUCUACAUCGGUCAAGGAAGGAUAUGCGCGGUAAAUAAUUUUUUUCGUCUUCUCAAAUGGCGCAAGUGGUCUACUGCUAGGGAGCCACGUGACAGGGAAACUUUAAAGCCAUAUACUCUCCAUCAAGCAUUCACUAUUCAUUCUCAUGUCUUGUAUGUUGUCUAUGUGUACCGGAAGAAACCUCGUCUCCCCAUUCAAGAUGCGCCGUUCUAAAUAUGACAUAUCCAAAAGCUAAUUUUGAGAGGUGUCAUUUACAUUCUACAUAGGAAACGCUUCAUUUUGUCAGCUGUGUAAAUACAACAGAAUUGGAGUGAACAGAAUGUCUGCAACGGGGUCUUGGAGUCAAUUAAGUCCCAAGAACACUUUUCCUGUCAAACUGUUGUUUUUGCGAGUCACGUCCACACACAUGCGCACCCACUGGGGCUUUAGUGUCACAUUGCAGACUGAUUUGGUUUGACCGACUGGAUUUUUUUUUUUUUGAGAGGUUCUUGUUACUUGACCAACAUCUUUUGUAACAGCCUUGACCAACUGGCAGAUUCGUCACUUUUUUUCUUUAUGCAAAAACGUCAAGGGCUUUUGGCACUCCCCAUCCACAGCUCACCUGAAAUGACGUUUUAAAGUUGUGUUGCCUUAAAUGAAUGCGUUAACAACGAAUGGACCAGGAGAGGAUGCUCGGUUCUUGUUGUCAUUUGGGGUUCGGACUUUGCUCGUUCCAAUCAUGGCACCUCUGGAUUGGUCGAUGGUUUGUCGUUGUCCAUCGCCGCUUGAACACUUCCCACCGCGCUCCACCCACUUUGGAAAGUCAAAGAAUGGGAAGAGCAGCCAAUAGUUUGAACCGAGCAUCAAUCUCCUGCUCCAUUUGAUCACGGCACAACCAGAAAUGAUCUGCUGCAAAACCAAAUUGACCAUGCUCUUUAAACAUAUAUGUCUUUGUACACAUGCAAUGUGUUAAGUUGCAUGUAUGUAUGAGUAUGAGACCUAUGGUUUUCUCCAUGAUAUACAGUAUAUAUUAUGCUUGGACACUCUUAUGAACCAUUAAGAGCAUUAAUAGACAAAUAUGGUGCUAUCAGACCUCAUAUUGGGGUGGUCACAGCUUGUGACUGGUCAUGCGGACUCAUCCAUCAUAUCAUCAAAAAAAAAAAAAAAGAUGUUACAUGUAAGAUUUUCUCUUCCGUACAUGGCUGCGAAAUGCGGCACAUUUUAACAUUGAAGGAAAAAAAAAAA